AUGGAAAAAUCCGAUUCAAUCAAGGUAGACAAUAUCCUCAAGCCUGUAUUCUUCCUGCUGGCCGCUCGUCGAGGCGUCCACAAUGAUGUCAAUUUCGUCGAUAGCGACUACGUGAUGCGCUACCAGGGCAAGUCAGGCGUCGAUGCAAUCAACCGCACGCCUUUCUGGAGACGAUUCGUCUGGGGAGUGGGCACCGUGCCGAACAAUUCUAUAUGGCCAGAGGUCUUUUUUGUUUUUAUCUUUGUCACUCUUAUUUGUCGCUACAUCGACUACCGAAGCGGAGGCGUCGAAUACUUCAACGCUCGUCUCUGGCAACAAUUUUCCAUUGCCGGACUGGCCUCUCUCGUCGUGAUCGUCCUCUUUAUCGCUGCUCGUCGCUACGCCAAAUACAAAGCGGCUACUGUCACCCCGUCGGAGUUCAAUCCCACAUCGUACCAGUAUCGAUUAGUGAACGCCAUGAAGCUACGCGGACUGCAAUAUCGCGAGAUCGUCACCGCAACACCGACUGAGAUCCAUUGUCACUGGAAGGAGAACUACGCGCUAUGCGAGCGGUUUCACAAUGAGGGUCUGGUGGAUCCCUAUGAUAGUCGCUCUGUAUAUGAUAUUUCGGUGCGGUUCUACAGCAACGGGGUGGUCUAUCUGGAGUUUCCUACCGAUGAAACUUCCAAACCGAGGCCGGGGGUGGUCACGUCUUUGAACCCCUAG
This is a messenger RNA of Aspergillus tanneri, 705 nucleotides long. RefSeq lists its product as uncharacterized. Lineage: Eukaryota; Fungi; Ascomycota; Eurotiomycetes; Eurotiales; Aspergillaceae. The transcript has 2 exons. The coding region runs from base 1 to 705 and encodes 234 amino acids. The record is from RefSeq and is a predicted model, not a curated record.